AGGUGGCCGCGCCGCGCCCACCCUCCGCCAGCGGUGGGCCCCGCCGCGCACCCACGGCCACUGCGACCUCGUGCCGGCAGCCGCGGCAGGCGCGCGGCAGGCGCGGCCCCAUGGGGCCCUUGCGGCGGCGGCCGCGGUGCUUGCUCGUGGCCGUCGCGGCCGCGUGCCUCCUAGCGUCCUCGCGCUUGCCCGCGCUCGUGGGCGGGGCCUGCCGCCCGGCCCGGCGCGCGCCGGCGGGGGAGGCGCGGGCCGGCCAGCGCAGGUGCCAGGGGGAGGCGGCCGCCGGGCCGCCCGCCGUGGAGGGGAUCCCCGGUCGCAGCGACGACGCGAACUUCGAGCAGCGGGCGUCGGUCCAGCGCUGACAUCGACGGCGGCCUCGGGAACCCGCUGGAGGGCGUCGAUCUCACCGGCGGGGACGCGCCCUACUGGCUCUACCACUUGGGGCGCUUCGGCUUCUUCGCCGCGCAGGGCCUCCUCAGCGUGAACGUUGCGGAGGCCGCCCUGGCGCUCGACCGCGCUCGUGGCGCCACCAGUGCGGGCUCCGCGACGCCACAGUUCCUCAGCCGGCUGUCGCAGGCUCCCGGGGAGUUCGUCCGGGGUCUAUCCCAGACAACCGUCGCAACUUUUCGCCAGGAUCUCGACUACAUCAGAAGCGGAUACUUCAAGGCCCCCUUUGACAUGUCCCCGAGCCACCGGCAGUGGUCGCCCGCCUUCGUCGCCGAAAAGAGCCUGCAGUAUGUGCAGGAGGCUGUUGGUGUACUCCAGCGCAGCGCGGAAAAGAGCGACACGAGGACUUGGAUGAGUUCCGGAGAUGAUAUGUAUCCGCCCUACUACCGGCACACAUUCCACUACCAGGCUGACGGUUGGCUCUCAUCGCGAAGUGCUGAAGUGUACGAAACCUCGACGGAGGUCAUUUUUACAGGACGCCAGGAUGCGAUGCAGCGUACCUCGUUGGUGCACAUAUCAGAUCAUUUGCACAAUAUCAUGGCCGACCGUAGUGGGAAAGGAGUGCGGCUCUUGGAAGUUGCAUGUGGCACAGGGAGGCUGAUGACCUUCGUCCGGGACAACUGGCCCGGCAUGGACGUGACGGCGUCGGAUCUCAGCCCUUUCUAUUUGGAGGAGGCGCGGAAGAACAACGCUUACUGGGUGGACAACUUCGCACCCAAGGGGGACAUUGGGCAGGCGAGCUUUGUCCAGGCCAACGCCGAGCGCUUGCCCUUCGAAGACGCCAGCUUCGACAUCGUCCUGUCCGUGUACCUUUUCCACGAGGUGCCCGCCGAAGCACAGGACAACAUCGUUGCUGAGGUCGCGCGCGUCCUUGCCCCGGGCGGGACCUUCGUGCUGACAGACUCGAUCCAGCUGGGCGACAGGCAAAUCCAGGAUCAGCAGAUUGAUAAGUUCGGCGGCUUUGCCGAGCCGUACUACAUGUCUUAUGUGCGCAGGGAUUUGGCCGAGUUGGCCCGGGCUCACGGCCUGGAGCCUGGAGCCAAGGAGCUGUCCGCGGCGACCAAGUCGGUCACGUUUGUCAAGCGCCAUGCGGUUGAUGCUGGCCUCUCGGCAGGCACCGUGUAGAAGUUCUUCCAGAGUGCAGCGGAGUGGGGUAGUUACCUUGGUGGCGAUCUCGCUGUGCCAUGUGGUUGUUUUUUGGAUUGGUUCUGGUGCUUCUUCUGUGCAGGAUGGUUUCUUUCGCUUUGCCACGUGCAACACAAAUCCUGCAACAUAACCCCUCGAAGGAAAUCAACGAUGCUUGCUUCCUCGCUUUUUCAUCCUCUUCCCCCUUUCCUCCUCCCUCCUCCUCCCUGCCGCCCCCGCUUCCUCCCCCCAUCCUUUUCACUCCUCCUCCCGCCUCCUCCCGGUGGAGGUCGACGCUGGUGAGGGCGGGGCCUCCCAGUAAGGGAAACUCUCGGUAGUCUCUUCCCGAGUGCGGGACGGCGGCUCCCGCCCGGAGUGCGUCGUCCAGGGGCGAACUGGAGGCCGGAGGCGCAUCGCCGGCCGCCUCCAGCAGCUCCGCCCGGUAGCGGGUGGCCAGGGCGUGCACUUCCUUCUGAUGAGGGGGGGUGCCGUGCUGCCGCCACAGCGAGGAGGCGGCGGUGCUCAGGAGCAUGCACUGCCCUCCCUCCGGUUCGCCUUCCUGCAGCCCCAGCUUCUCCCGCAUGAGCUGGGCAUGGGGCCCCGUGGGGUGGAGGUAUGCCCCGCGUGCGCCGCGGAACAGGCCUGAGUCGUCUCCACUCACUCUCACGCGUCGUGUCUCGCGCAAGCCUCGAAUCUCGCUUGGGCCGAAAUGGCUAUCUGUGCGCCCUCGGGUGCAGAAGCGUUCAUGCGAAUGCCCAGAUACGCCGCUCAGGCCGCACGUACUUGAAAAACCGAGUACGGCCCCACGAAGGACCCCCAGGAAAGGCUUAAGGCAACGCGUUGCAAUGCGGAGCGACGCGGCGCUAUGCAACGCAAUGCUGUAUUUUGUGAUGUUUUGAAUAUGCCAUGACGCGACAGACUGGUAUCCGCCACUGUGCCUGCACGGAUUGUGCGUAUUGGAGUGGCCCUCUGUUGAACAGUUGGUGUUAAAUUUCGUGGUUAAGCCGACCCUCUCGUUUCACGCGUGCUUGCAAAACCGUCCCCAUCGGACUGUGCUCUCUGGCGCCCUAUUCGGCCUCCAAUCGGCUCCAAAAGAAGCACAUGCCGCCCGAGCAUAACGAAGCUCGCCCCAAGACGGCCCCGAAAGCCCCCAAGACGGCCGCAAGACUGCC
Prorocentrum cordatum is the source of this 2744-nucleotide messenger RNA. Lineage: Eukaryota; Dinophyceae; Prorocentrales; Prorocentraceae. The record is from the annotation of a GenBank genome assembly.